This is a messenger RNA of Pollicipes pollicipes, 1194 nucleotides long. Its product is annotated as E3 ubiquitin-protein ligase LRSAM1. The record is from RefSeq and is a predicted model, not a curated record. Gene Ontology annotation, cellular component: cytoplasm. The transcript is spliced from 13 exons. The coding region runs from base 1 to 1194 and encodes 397 amino acids. NCBI's taxonomy places the organism in Eukaryota, Metazoa, Arthropoda, Thecostraca, Pollicipedomorpha, Pollicipedidae. Gene Ontology annotation, molecular function: protein binding.
AUGCUGAAGCACGCUCAAUGGCUGCAGAGAAAAAUUUGUCUUGCAGAGGAAACACCAGAGCCUGUCUAUGACCUUUCAAACUGCUUGUUGCGCACCAUACCUCCAGGAACAUACGCCAAGUGCAAAGUGCUCCGCAAGCUGCAGCUUCUUUUGCAGGAUAACCUGCUAACAUCGCUAGAGUCAGGUGGUCAGCUCUCCGAUCUGCACUUGCUGCAGGUGCUCCACUUGGAGUUCAACUGCCUGAUCCACCUGCCCCACAGCAUUUCAUCCCUUGCCAGCCUCCAGGUGCUCGACCUAUCCAACAAUGCACUGAAGGAACUGCCGGCGUCGAUCGGCGAGCUGCACCGGCUACGGCGGCUUCUCUGCCGCGGCAACGGCCUGCGCAGCUUGCCGGCGGCGGUGGGCCGACUGCCGCGGCUGGCCACGCUUGAUCUGCGCAACAACCAGCUCCACGAGCUGGCACCCCUCGCCAAUAUCAGUCGGAUGGAAGAGGUCCGCUUGGAGGACAAUAAGGCGCUGUUGUGCCCGCCGCCAGAGGUGGUGAGCGCAGGCUCGGACGCCGUGAUCACGUACCUCUGCCGCGAGGCCCGUGUGCGGCAUACGGGACCCGCCGCCGAGGACGAGGAGGACAGCGUGGCGCCCACCGUAUCGCGCUCCGUCCCAGACAGCCUGGACGCCGUGAAGGACGAGAUCCAUCGGUAUGAUCAACUGAAGGAGAGCCGGCGUCUGGAGAUGCUCCAGAUCGAGCAGCAGCUGUCCAUGUCCAAGUCGCAGGAGGGCCGCGAGCUCAGCAAGCAGGAGGAGUUUAAGAAACAGCUGCUGGACGAGCUGGUUGAGGAGCAGGCGCGACUGGACGGCCGAACGUGGCGCGCGUCGCCGAACAGCCUCGAGCAGCUGGUGAUCGUGCGUCAGGAGGAGUGCGACGCGCUGCGCGAACACGAGGUGAUGGAGUCAAUGCAGCAGCUGAUGCGCGAGUCUCUGGCUAUGCAGAACCAGCUGCAGGAGUACCAGGAGGGACGCGACCGCGCCCUGCAGCAGGCCCUCUCGCAGGACCAGCAAACUGACGCGCAGCUGAGGCGGCUGCUGGAGGUGAAGGGCUCUGAGCAGGAGGCACGGAUCCAGCAGCUGCUGAAGGAUGAGGCGUUCCAGCGGCAGGCCUUCUUCAACCUCUAUCUUCAGCAGUCCGAUGUAUAG